AUGCGGCGAUCGGCUUCGGCGUCGAUGCCGUCGACAUCAAUUCCCGCUCGACACUCGCUAUCGGCACUCUAUCUUACACUCUUCACCCUCCUGUCGCUGCUCACGCCCCGCGCCGCAUCCUACAGCCUAUUCCCUCCCCGCCACAGCAAUGCCGUCGCAACCACGAAUAGCGACUCCCUCGCGGCCCGCGACUCUAAACCUUUUCUACUGCGCGUCAUGCCCCUCGGCGCAUCGAUAACAGUCGGGUACCAGUCGAGCGACGGCAAUGGGUAUCGCAAGCCGCUGCGGGAGCAGCUGCGCUAUGCGGGGUGGGGGGUCGAUAUGGUGGGGAGUCUGACGAAUGGGACGAUGAAGGAUAAUCAAAACGAAGGUCAUUUUGGAGACACCAUUGAGCAGAUCGCCGCAGCCGCCGCUCGCUCGGUCGGUAUGCAGCCGAAUGUUAUUUUGAUCAACGCCGGCACAAACGACGCCCUCCAUAACAGCGCAAUCCGCGGCGCCGGAUCCCGCAUCGACACCCUCCUCAGCGACCUCUUCACCGCAAUCCCCAACACGACCAUAAUCCUCUCGACGCUCAUCGCCAACACACACGCGCAGCGCGUCGUGCAGCGGAUAAGCGGCGAAUACCGCAACGUCGCUGCGCGGCGCCGCGCGGCCGGCGACCGCGUGGUCCUUGCCGAGAUGAGCUAUUUCGUCGGCUCGGAGUAUCUCGUCGACGGGACGCAUCCGGAUGAUGACGGGUAUCGGGCGAUGGCGGCGGUUUGGUGGGCGGGGAUACAGGAGGCGGAGAGGGCGGGGUUUUUGGUUGCUCCGAAUGAGGUUGAGAUUCAUAGGGAGAGUACGAGUGCCAGUGGCGGAUCGGGAUCCACGGCGAAUGUCUCGGCGCUUGUUGCGAGUGAGCGGAAUGGGACGGAGGGGGAGGGGCUGGAUGAUGGGCCGGUUGAGGAUCCGGGGUUGCCGAGUUAUAUUGCGCCUGCCCAGCCCUCGGUGGAUGAUGAUGGGGCUGCGGUGAGGAGUUGGAGUGGGAGAUUUGGGUGGGGGGUGCUUGUUGUACAGGGCUUCGUAUUGGCGCACCUGGUGAGUUGA
Aspergillus calidoustus is the source of this 1083-nucleotide messenger RNA. NCBI's taxonomy places the organism in Eukaryota, Fungi, Ascomycota, Eurotiomycetes, Eurotiales, Aspergillaceae. The record is from the annotation of a GenBank genome assembly.